AUGGGCUUUGCCGUCCCGACUCCCGCCUCCGAGUCCGGCCUUGACAUUCGGAGUCCCUGCCCUGGCUCCGACUGGUCGCGCCUUAUCGCGGCAUCCCGCACGGUCAAGCAACCUCCCUUCCGCAAUGGUAUCCCCUUGCUGGCGGACAUGCGCACAUCAACGACGUUUUGCGCCGAUUCUGAUGGAGUUUCAAGGUCCACGCCGCCGGCAGGCAUACGUCCCUGCCCUACUCGGAACACUACCAGGACAGUGUUGGACCACUGUCUUGCGCGGGGAAACCUUGACCGCGUCCGUGCGCUUUUGAUGGCACUCCGGAGGGUCUGCGCUGCCGGCAGGCAAACGUCCCCGCCCUACUUGCAACGCAGCCGGGACAGUGUGGGACCACUGUCUUUCGCGGGACGUGUUCGGGGGGUGACGGAAACUUUGCGCCGACCUGUUGCUGGAGAGCCCCCUGGCGGUUUUGAUGGCACUUUGGUGGAGCCGCCGGAGGCCUGCGAACCGCUGGACUAUCAACGCGCCCCGACAGUGUUGCCCACUGUCGCUGACUGGGGAAAUGGGGUGGUGGGGUCUGGUGAUGGGACGGCGCACGUCCUGAGUCGAGGCGGAGGCGGAGGACGCACACACACGCACGCACGCACGUCGCGUCGUGUAUACGCUCCACUCAAUCGAAGCCUUGCUCGGUUGACCAAGCCAGCUUUGCUCUCCCCUCAUCUUCCUCCUUUCCGCCUUGCUUCCGCCUCCUGCCCAGUCACUCCUUCAUCUCGCCCACCAAUCAACUCCGUCCUUGUUACCUUCACCCUUGUCUCUUCUGUUCUCACCCAUGGCUGGAUCGGUUCUGUUAGCGUUAACGUGGGCGGCGCCAAGAAGCUCUUCAAAGGCAACGAGCCCACCGAGGAGCUGCCCAACGCUGCCUCCAGUGCCAUCCGCCAACAACCUCCCUUGGCCACCGUCGCUGCCGGUAGCAAGCUCGAUGUGUUCUGGCAGACGCUCACGGGCUCCGGCUUCUGGUUCCAUGAUGUUGGUCCCAUGAUGGCCUAUAUGGCGGACUGUGGCGGCAAUUGUGCUCAAUUUGACGCCAGCAAGGCCAAGUGGUUCAAAAUACAAGAACAGGGCAUGGAUGCGAGCGGUAAAUGGGCUCAGGCAAACCUUGACAAUGGCUCUCCAGCGACCGUAACCAUUCCGGCGAACCUCAAGGCGGGCAAUUAUCUCCUCCGACACGAAAUCAUCGCCCUCCACACUGCGCAGUCUCAAGGCGGUGCAGAGUUUUACCCUGGCUGUGUGCAGCUCAGUGUCACUGGCGCAGGCAAGGGUGUGCCAAGCGACAGCGAGACCGUCAAGCUUCCUGGCGCAUACAAACCGACUGACGCUGGGAUUCUCAUUGACGUCUAUAACAUGAAGGGCGCCUACAAAUUUCCAGGCCCAGCCGUGGCCUCUUUCAUUGGUGGUGGAUCUCCGGCCCCAGCACAGGGUGGCUCUGAUGAUAACACUACCGAGAAGCCGUCCUCCCCCGCCACCACAAAGAAGAGCACUUCCCCUCCUGCAAGCUCUACCACCAAGAAAGCUUCGUCUCCGGCUUCCUCUACCACGAGUGUCGCAUCCGCGGUACCGACGAAAUCUGGCUCAGCUUCCUGUCGGGCGAAACGUUCCCACCACCGCCGUCAAGAGGUUGUCGAUGUCCGCGAGGAAGUCCGUCGUUCCCGGGUUCGCCACAUGCAUCGGGCUGGCGUUGCCCGUUCCUUCUGA
Mycena indigotica is the source of this 1743-nucleotide messenger RNA. RefSeq lists its product as uncharacterized. NCBI's taxonomy places the organism in Eukaryota, Fungi, Basidiomycota, Agaricomycetes, Agaricales, Mycenaceae. The record is from RefSeq and is a predicted model, not a curated record. The coding region runs from base 1 to 1743 and encodes 580 amino acids. The transcript has 8 exons.